Molecule: messenger RNA, 303 nt
Organism: Acanthoscelides obtectus
Lineage: Eukaryota; Metazoa; Arthropoda; Insecta; Coleoptera; Chrysomelidae
Source: the annotation of a GenBank genome assembly
AUGCCAGUAACAUCAUACAAACCUAACAGAAAUCUCAAAUUUUGAUGAUGCAUGUACAUACAAACUAAAACAGUUUUGCAAUAUAACUUAACAAACGGACGCAGGAGGCUGCAUGUUACUGCAUGUUGAGACAUGUCCAUGAGUGCAUAGUAGCCGCCAGCAACACGCCUGUUAAUUAAGUUGUUCAUUCGUAUCGACACUGUAAAGGGCAGUUUAACGAAUGAUUGUCCUCAUCGUACGACUAUAUUCAGGUGGAAGGCCGUGAUCAUUAGUAACAGAGGAAAACAUUACUGCUACGUCUAA